Molecule: messenger RNA, 977 nt
Organism: Trametes versicolor FP-101664 SS1
Lineage: Eukaryota; Fungi; Basidiomycota; Agaricomycetes; Polyporales; Polyporaceae
Product: Metalloprotease
Exons: 5
Coding region: 46-927 (293 amino acids)
Molecular function (GO): metallopeptidase activity
Source: RefSeq, a predicted model, not a curated record
CUACCCUCGGUUCACCCACUCCCAGAGCUCGCCCUUGGAUCCACCAUGUUCAAGCCUGCCACUGCUGUUGUGCUCCUCCUGUCCGCCGCGUCCGCCGUCCUCGGCGCGUCGUUCAGCGACCGCGCCGUCAGCGACGUUCGGGUGUGCGGUUCAAGCAUCUCGGAGGAGAAGAAGGCCGCGGCUGAGGCGCACUUCCACGCGAACUUCGUCCCGCCGCCCCCCACCGCGCUCGUCGCCGCCGCGACCCCCACGGUGUCCGUCUACUUCCAUGUCAUCAGCAAGGACUCCACCACCGCCGGUGGUAACAUCCCCGACUCGCAGAUCGCGUCGCAGAUCUCCGCGCUGAACACGCACUACGCGUCCUCGGGGCUCGCGUUCGCGCUCGCGAACACGUCGCGCACGGUGAACUCGCAGUGGUUCGCGCAGGUCGGCCCGGACUCGUCGCUGCAGACGACGAUGAAGAAGAGCCUGCGCAAGGGCGGCGCGGCCGCGCUGAACGUGUACACCGUCGGCUUCACGUCCGGCUCUGGGCAGGGCCUGCUCGGGUACUCGACGUUCCCGUCCGACUACGCGAGCGACCCGACGGACGACGGUGUUGUUAUUCUGUUCUCGUCCCUCCCGGGCGGCAGCACGGCGAACUACAACGAGGGCAAGACUCUGACGCACGAGGCGGGCCACUGGGUCGGCCUCUACCACACCUUCCAGGGUGGCUGCAGCGGCUCCGGCGACCUGGUGUCGGACACCCCCCCUGAGGCUUCCUCGGCGAGCGGCUGCCCUACCGGCCGUGACACCUGCUCCGGCGGCGGCGUCGACCCCAUCCACAACUACAUGGACUACUCGUACGAUAGCUGCAUGACUGGCUUCACCGCUGGCCAGGGCACGCGUCUCGCUUCCCAGCUCCGCACCUACCGCGGCAUCACCAUCUAAGGUGGGGAGGUGAACAGCGAACGAGAGAGGGAAAAACAGGGCGAGGAAGC